AUGUAAAAACUCACUCCAUCAGCGCAUUCUUAGAUAUCCACACCUAAUUCGAUAAGAAGAUUGCACUCCUUCGGAAAUUCCAAUGGAGUCGUUCUGAUGAAUUAAUAUUUCAACUUACCUUUGAUAUCAACCAAAAGCACAAAAGAAUAUUAGGGAAUUUAAGUGAUUAAGCCGAAUACGAUCUCAAUGAUUGGAGAAUUUGAUGAUUACAAUCAGUAUCAUCCUUAGGAGAACAAUAAAAUCCAAUUAUAAACCUUAGUUAGCAAAGGAGAGAAAUCUCCUAAUUGUCCUAACUACACUAUUUUAGAGAUGUAUUAUUAAAAUAAAUCCAUCUCAAAUAAAAAACCAAUAAAAAAAAGAAAACUUGUAAGACCCUCGUAAGAAGCAAUAGAAGAAUAGAAACCUUCUAGACUUCAAAAUAAAAUUGUACAAAAUUUCGACAAGCCAAAUGAUAGUUCAAAAUAUACUUUAGAGAGAAACUAUUAUUCAAGAUAAGGGGAAUUAAAUGAAGACGCACAAUAAUUUAUAUUUCCAGAUUUAAAUUAAGUGUCUCAUAGUUAAAAGAACAGCGAAUUUGAGAUUUUGACUUAACGAAUUAAACUUAGGAGAAGAAAGCUGAAAGUUAUUUUUCUAUUUGUUUUUUCAACUAUGGUGAUAUCAAAAUAAUUCAGGUUUUUUAAAUAAGAAGAGAGACAACUUAUAUCCAAACUGAAUAAAAAACUCUAAAGUUGCUAGAAAAUUAUACUCUAAAAUGGGGUCAAAUUCAUUGAAGAAUAGCAAUAAUAGUUUGUCUAAAUUAUUUCGAAUAAGGUUAUUCACUACCUCAAUAGUCGGACAUAUAUUAAUGAAUGCAAUUUAAUUGAUGAAUUAUCUAAUCCUAUUUAAAGUUUGGAUUUGAAGAAAAUAAGAGCACAAAGUUUUUCUAAAUUGAUAUACUAAAAUUUGGAAUUACUGACUCGAUCAAGUAAUUUUCCUAAAUUGUUAAAAUGUUAAUUGAUCACUAGUCUUUACAAGACUUCAAAACAAUAAUCUUCGUUCUUUGUAGGAGAGAGAUGUCAUUUUUACUCAGCCGAUAGAAUUCAUAUUUCGAGGGAAGAGAAAUUAGUAAUUUCUAUGGAAUAUCUACUUUUUUAAAUAGUGGUUCCAAAUUUAGUUCAAUUAGUUAAUAAGAUACCUUAGAGUAAUAAAAAAUGUAAAAUACAAACCUAAAAAAUAAUAAUUAUCAUUGCCAGUCUACUACAUUAAUAAUUUAUAGAUAGAUUUUAAAAUAUGAGAAAAGUGAAAAAUCCUAAUGGUUAUAUGGUCAAUAAGCAAUUGAUUAUAUAAUAUAUGCAAAAUGACCUAUUUCUUAAUGAGAUUAAGGUUGCACACAGCACAGGCGACAAUAACAAGGUUCUUGAAGGGCUAAUAGAUUAGGAGUAACUCUAAUACCUUGAAAUUUCAAAGCCAUUGUGGAAAUCACAGAUCGAUAUAUUAUUUGAGAAGGUUGUGUAGAAUGUCGAAUCUCUAAUAAACUUUUGA
Molecule: messenger RNA, 1521 nt
Organism: Paramecium tetraurelia
Lineage: Eukaryota; Ciliophora; Oligohymenophorea; Peniculida; Parameciidae
Exons: 2
Source: RefSeq, a predicted model, not a curated record